GCCGCUGCCUCAGACCGCGCCGGCCCCGCUUCGCGAUCGCAUCUUGAUCCGCUCUCUCUCUUUCUCUCUCUCUCUUUCCGCCCCGCCAAGACAUGGGCUCCGCGGGAGCUCGCCCCGCGCUGGCGGCCGCUCUGCUCUGCCUGGCCCGCCUGGCUCUCGGAUCUCCGUGCCCCGCCGUCUGCCAGUGCCCGGCCGCCGCGCCGCAGUGCGCCCCGGGCGUGGGGCUGGUGCCGGACGGCUGCGGCUGCUGCAAGGUCUGCGCCAAGCAGCUGAACGAGGACUGCAGCCGGACUCAGCCCUGCGACCACACCAAGGGGCUGGAGUGCAACUUCGGCGCCAGCCCCGCCGCCACCAAGGGCAUCUGCAGAGCACAGUCUGAGGGGAGACCGUGCGAAUACAACUCCAAAAUCUACCAGAACGGCGAAAGCUUCCAGCCCAACUGCAAGCACCAGUGUACAUGCAUAGAUGGAGCUGUGGGCUGCAUCCCGCUCUGCCCGCAGGAGCUCUCUCUCCCCAACCUGGGCUGUCCCAGUCCCAGGCUGGUCAAAGUGCCUGGGCAGUGCUGCGAGGAGUGGGUCUGCGAUGAGAGCAAGGAUGCGCUGGAGGAGCUGGAUGGCUUCUUCAGCAAGGAGCUUGGUCUGGAUGCUUCUGAGGGUGAACUGACCAGGAACAAUGAGCUGAUUGCCAUCGUGAAGGGAGGCCUGAAGAUGCUACCUGUUUUUGGAUCCGAGCCACAAAGCCGAGCUUUUGAGAAUCCCAAAUGCAUUGUGCAAACAACUUCCUGGUCCCAGUGCUCAAAGACGUGUGGGACCGGCAUCUCCACCAGAGUCACCAAUGACAAUCCUGACUGCAAGCUCAUCAAAGAGACCAGGAUAUGCGAAGUGAGACCGUGUGGCCAGCCCAGCUACGCCUCCCUAAAGAAGGGAAAAAAAUGUACCAAGACUAAGAAGUCUCCAUCCCCCGUAAGGUUUACUUAUGCUGGAUGCUCCAGUGUGAAGAAGUACCGCCCCAAGUACUGUGGGUCUUGCGUGGAUGGCAGGUGCUGUACUCCCCUGCAGACCAGGACUGUCAAGAUCCGAUUCCGCUGCGAUGAUGGAGAAACCUUCACCAAGAGUGUCAUGAUGAUCCAGUCCUGCCGCUGCAACUACAACUGUCCGCAUGCAAACGAAGCUUAUCCCUUCUACAGACUGGUCAAUGACAUCCACAAAUUUAGGGACUAAGUAGUAUUUAGAGGGGAUGUUAAAGAGAAUUCUGAAGUAACCAGCCAUGGAGGAAGGACCUCUGAUGGAAGUGGUGCCUUGCCCAUUUGAGGGCAAUAUGAGAUAUUACAAGAGUGCACUGUGCAACUGGACACUAACGCAACAGAGAUUUAAGCAUACUUAAAGCUUCAUAGUAUUGGAGCAACUUUACUGCUUCUUUUUGGAGCACCUUUAUCUUAUACUGUUUUCUGUUUGUAAGUGAUCUGAUGUUUUGUUCCGGUUAUGAAAACUUUUCCUCUCCUGUUCGGUUUAACACUAUGCUUCUCCCCUCCCCUCCACCUUCUCCCCUACUUUCCCAACCAAAUUGGAAGUUACAUUCCUUCCUGAGGUGGGCACUUGUGGGGUGUUCACAGUGGCAGCUAUUAUGUACCAACUGUAGUUUAAUGGCAAACAGAAAUCAGUUGUUUUAAAGCUGAGUAUUUUAUUUAUCAAAUUGUAGCUCCUUUGUUUUCUUUUUUUGUUUUUUUUUUUUUUUUUAACCCCUUCCGACCCCUGUAAUACUGGAAUAAGUUGUAAAUGAUUUUAAUUUUAUAUUCAAUGAAUUAAAAGAAUUUAUUUAUGGAAUUAAUCAUUUAAUAAAGAAAUAUUUACCUAAC
Molecule: messenger RNA, 1855 nt
Organism: Coturnix japonica (Japanese quail)
Lineage: Eukaryota; Metazoa; Chordata; Aves; Galliformes; Phasianidae
Gene: CCN1
Product: cellular communication network factor 1
Biological process (GO): positive regulation of cell differentiation; positive regulation of cell migration; cell adhesion
Cellular component (GO): extracellular region
Molecular function (GO): integrin binding; heparin binding
Source: RefSeq, a predicted model, not a curated record